Hansenula ciferrii is the source of this 255-nucleotide messenger RNA. RefSeq lists its product as uncharacterized. Bases 1 to 255 code for a protein of 84 amino acids. NCBI's taxonomy places the organism in Eukaryota, Fungi, Ascomycota, Saccharomycetes, Phaffomycetales, Wickerhamomycetaceae. The transcript has 2 exons. The record is from RefSeq and is a predicted model, not a curated record.
AUGAAAUUUACUUUACCAUUAUUAGCUCUUUCAAGUCUUUUGAUGAAAGCUCAAGCACAAGCACCAUCAGCUUCUUACUCAGUUUCAUGUCCAUCAAUUACACCAUCAACAGAAUCUAAAGGUGUCACAACUACAACAUUCGGUGAUACAGUUUUGAUCUACACAGAAUAUCAUGUCACAUCAUAUUUUGAUACCUGUAAUGGUAACUCUUGGACCCCAACCUCUAUCAGAACUGAAACCACCACCAUUGAUUAG